Molecule: messenger RNA, 1251 nt
Organism: Pecten maximus
Lineage: Eukaryota; Metazoa; Mollusca; Bivalvia; Pectinida; Pectinidae
Product: caveolin-1-like
Exons: 3
Coding region: 288-1094 (268 amino acids)
Biological process (GO): caveola assembly
Cellular component (GO): caveola
Molecular function (GO): molecular adaptor activity
Source: RefSeq, a predicted model, not a curated record
CAGGCAGGUACUGUCCCCUUGUACACUGGUCGUGGAGGUAUAUGCACGUCUGUGUAUACAUACAAUGUCGUGUACAUGUACAGUGUAUCUGACAAGGGAUGGAAGUCCAUCUCACUGGAAGUCUUAGUUACAGCGUUCUCCGAUAUACAGUACACUCGAGCCGCCUCUGAUAUCCGGCUCAACAAGUACAGGGAAAUAUUAAUGCUAGCGGUGUUCACUGUGCCUUUUGCGUUCUGGACCGCGUUACCAAACAGAUACCCAUUUAAAGAUUUAUAAAGUACAAAACAAUGGCGGAUAAUAGUCCACAAAGAAGUGAUGACGAGGGAAAUAAUCCUAGGGAAGAGGAAGAUAGAGGUCAAGGUCAGACACAGGAGUCACCGAUUAAGCCGUCGUCAAGGUCAGCUUCUAUGACAUCAGCGGGUUCCAACGCUUCGAAAUCAUCCUUCCGUAAGGAAACUAGACCACCGGAAGUUCACAGAGCAGCGCCACCUAUACCCGUAUCCGUAAGGACAUCAAAGUACGAUAACACGUAUGAUAUCACGUAUGAUGACAUUACCCUGAACGAGGGCGUCCAUCGUCAGGAACAACAACAACAACCCAGCCCGCCGACCCAGGCCUCCCUCACGCCGACGACAGUGCCUCCAACCCCUACCCCUAAACCUCGAGCCAGUGCUUCCCAAUACAGCAAUGAGCCUGUCAUCCCUCAUAUUGAUCUCUCGGACAGGGACCCAACACGCAUGAACGACGACGUGAAGGUGGAUUUUGAUGACCUGUUCGCCGAACCUGAUGGCGCUCACAGUAUCGAUUGUGUAUGGCAGAAUAGUGCCCUUGUUUUCACAAGAACUAAGUUCUGGUGCUACAGAAUCCUAACCGCCAUUUUUGCAAUCCCUUGUGCGUUCUGUUGGGGCAUCAGUUUCGCUUGCCUCACGUGCGGCUUUGUGUGGAACGUUCGACCAAUGAUCAGGCGUUACGCUAUAGAAAUAAUCCCUUGUGCUCAGAUAUGGAGAAUAUUCAUAGAGGCAAUAAUAAGUCCCAUAUUUGAAUCUUGCGGAAAGAUAUUCAGUGGAAUUAUAAUAACGAUGAAGAAAGAGUGAAGAGGCUUGUAUAACUACGCCAAACACAAUCCGCUUGAUGUCAUGCGACUAAUAUUUACACUUAUAUGCAGUAUCCAAACUUGUAUAAAAUGUUUACAGUUGAAUAUGAUUUUUUUUCUUAAUAAUAAAACGCCAUCAUAUCGGAAUUGUGUAUGUA